AUGUCAUCGACUACUGCCGUAAAUGUAGAUGGCAUCGAAUUUGAUCGCAAUGAUCUUUUGGGUAGUGGUGCCUACGGUUCAGUGUAUCGUGGUAAAUAUAAAAAUCAAAGUAUAGCAGUAAAAAGAAUUCUGAAGAUAAAAGGCAAAGAUGAAGGAGCUGACAACGAGUUAAAAAUUCUGAAACCGUUAGACCAUCCCAAUAUAGUUAAACUACUUCACUCGGCAAGUGAUGUCGACUUCAAUUACUUUGCUUUGGAAUUAUGCGACGCGUCCAUGGAUCAGGUGUUUCUAAAUGAGAACGAUCCUCGCAAAUAUAAAGGACCUGCAUUGCCGAAUAAUUUCGAGGUUUUUACCCAGUUAGCCACUGGUCUCGAAUACAUUCAUUCAAAGAACGUAAUCCACCGGGACAUUAAACCGGGCAACAUUCUCAUUUCUGUGAAACAUACUGACCAAGGGGAAGAGAUAAAGAUCAAGUGGGCUGAUUUUGGAUUGUCACGAGAAGUGAGUGAAAGGGGAACAUUCAUAAUGAGUGCAGUCAGAGGGACUCUACUUUGGUUCUCUCCCGAAGAGAUGGAAAUUCGUGGCAAAAACCUACGAAUCGAAGAAACUAGCGGCUCUAUCAAAAGCGACGUAUACGCAGAAGGUCUCGUCUUUGGUUAUAUUCUCUUGAGAGGAAGACAUAUCUACGGCGAAAAUGAGUUACAAAUUGUAAAGAACAUUACAGACAACAAACCCACCAGUCUGAAUGCAUUUAGCCCGUAA
Messenger RNA from Daphnia carinata, 762 nucleotides. RefSeq names its product serine/threonine-protein kinase/endoribonuclease IRE1-like. The transcript is spliced from 3 exons. The record is from RefSeq and is a predicted model, not a curated record. Gene Ontology annotation, cellular component: IRE1-TRAF2-ASK1 complex. Gene Ontology annotation, molecular function: ATP binding; protein serine/threonine kinase activity; RNA endonuclease activity. NCBI's taxonomy places the organism in Eukaryota, Metazoa, Arthropoda, Branchiopoda, Diplostraca, Daphniidae. Gene Ontology annotation, biological process: protein phosphorylation; intrinsic apoptotic signaling pathway in response to endoplasmic reticulum stress; IRE1-mediated unfolded protein response. The coding region runs from base 1 to 762 and encodes 253 amino acids.